AUGGAACGGCCAGUGCUAGGUGCUUGGCUCAUUCAAUUUUGUACCAUGGGUGUAACCUUAUCCUACGGCAUCUUUCAAGACUUCUACACAACUACGCAGCUAAACAAUCACUCACCGGCGGUCAUUAGCGUGAUUGGUGGCACUCAAAUAUUCUUGACCUUUGCACUAGGGCCUGUGAGCGGGCGAUUGUUCGAUUCUUGCUAUACACGAACCGCGUUUACCUCCGGUUCUUUGCUCUACGUGCUGAGCUUUCUUAUGCUCUCCUUUGUAGAGCCAUCACAAUGGUCUCAGGCCUUCCUUGCUCAAGGCGUUGGUAUGGGAUUAGGGGCCGGUCUUUUGUGCUUGCCAUCCUAUGCUGUAGCCGCUGAACACUUCAAAUCGCGACGUGGUCUGAUCACGGGCAUUGUCCAGUCUGGAUCUGCUUUUGGAGGCGUUGUAUUCUCCAUAAUCCUCAAUCAUCUGUUCCGCGGCCCCUUUGCCGUUGGAUUUGGAUGGGGAACGAGGGACACGACUCUCAUCGUCAUGAAUCUUCUUAUAUUGGGAAACCUUCUCAUAUUCGUCCCCCCUCGUCCCCCCCUCUUGUCGCCCUCCUCGCCAUCUGUCGCCACUAUCAGAGAUACUCCUUUCCUGAUCACGCUCGCCUGGGCAUUCGUGACCCUGAUUGGAUUGUAUUUCCCACUAUUUUACAUCCAGACAUUUGCAAGGAUGAAUGGACCUUAUAAUUUAGCAUUCUAUUCGCCGGCGAUCCUGAACGCAGCUGGGAUACUCGGAUGCCUACUUCCACAUCUAGCUGCGAAUCAAAUAGGGACACUACGUGUCCUCGUCCCAGUCACAAUCAUCAGCGGUGAGUAG
Messenger RNA from Heterobasidion irregulare TC 32-1, 852 nucleotides. RefSeq names its product MFS monocarboxylate transporter. The transcript is spliced from 6 exons. Lineage: Eukaryota; Fungi; Basidiomycota; Agaricomycetes; Russulales; Bondarzewiaceae. Gene Ontology annotation, molecular function: transmembrane transporter activity. Bases 1 to 852 code for a protein of 283 amino acids. The record is from RefSeq and is a predicted model, not a curated record. Gene Ontology annotation, cellular component: fungal-type vacuole membrane. Gene Ontology annotation, biological process: transmembrane transport.